CCCACUGCGGGGUAGGUUUAGGCUUACAAAUCUUAGGCCCGAGAUAUUGCGGGUCUUGCGGGUUGGUCAAUUUCGGGUAUGGGCCAAUGCGGGGCGGGUCGACGCGGGUUUGCGGGGCAUUCGAGACCCGCGUGUCUUUAUCAGUUUUGUUUUUUUUUUUUAUGUAUGAACUGUUUUGUUUGAAACUUUGAUUGUUUUAAAGUCUUACUGUUUAUUGUCAUUUGUCUUAUAAGUUGCUUGAUAAUUUUAUACAAUAAAGGAGGCUUGCCUCUCUCCUCCUUCCUCCACGUCCUCAAGAUGAUAUGGGCAAAUCUGGACACGUGUACAACUUUUUUAGAUGAUUCUCGCUUUCUGACUUUAUUCUGGUAGUGGACCAACUUUUUGAUACAAUUUUAUUAUCUGGCCCAAAUCUUCUUUCCGUUCAUUUGUAGCCCAUUUCUCCCCACCCUGAUCAGCCUGAUACGACGGAGAACGCCGUCGAUCUCCUCUGCUAAGACUUUACUGUUCCGCUUCCCCUCCCUUUGCUGCGUUUAAGAAACGUCCACACUAAUGGCUUUCAAUCAACGAUACCCACUACAUCAUCUUUAAUGCCUUAUUAUCAAGCUCUCUCAGGGGAUUAUAUAUAUGCAGAAGAUGAGAUAUUUUUCAUGUGCAUCGUCUUGCUCCUUUAAGAUUACUGAAACCAGUCAUCGGAAACAAAGUCGUCAAACUAAGCUCUGCUCAAAAGCUCCUCCAACGAAAAAGAUUCUUUCGGGUUGGUGGUUCUGGAGUGAACAUGAGAAGCACAGCCAAGGUAAUCGUUUUGUUUUAUUUACACGUUGACAAAAAAAUUAGCAAAUUUCCUGUAAAAUAGAAUCAGAAUGACAAAGCUUACUGAUCUCUGUUUGGUUUACCUUUACACUCUCCCUGGACCUGCAACCCAACCAUCAAAAUUCCUAAAAAGGAACUAUGAUUGUUCCAACACUGGUGAAGCUCCUGGGAAAAACAGUGAAGUGAUCUUAUAGGACCAUACCAUUAUAGUGUUGGAGCUGACAAGUCUUUUGGAAGGGAAGGGACAUCGUUGAUUCUCACUUCAAGGAAUGUUUGUAUGCCGGAAUUAACACCAGUACAGAUCAAUGGAGAAGUCAUGCCUGGUCAGCGGAUCUAAUAAGGGACGCUGAAUGAUUUUUCUAGAUUACACCCAGUUCCGUAACACCGCUUAAGUAUCCGUACCAGAUGUAUGUUGCGUCAUUUAUCCCUACUACCAGAUAAAUGUAGCUGUCAUUUAGAGAAGAGAUUUUUUGGGAUUGAAUAAAUGUUCUGUCUCGAUCAACCUGCAAUGUAGCUACUCUGAUGGGUGAAUAUACUCAUAUACCCAAGAAUUCAGCUGCAUAACAUCUUCACCUAGGAACGAGAGAUUGUGAUUCUCAAGCUAUGGUUUCCAAGCCAUCUCUCUCGAUUCCAAGCUAUAAUUUAUUAAUCUUUAAUAUGUAAUGUUGCAAUGUCAUAUAUAACUUGAUGUCUGAGUUACAAAGGGUGAGUUUUGGCUUUGCUUUUAGAUUCCAAGAAUAUGUGAGGGGAAAUAGACAAUUCUAAAAGGGAGUUUGGAAAACAUUAUAGGUCUAAGAUCAAUAAGAAAACUAAGUUGACAAGGAGCAAAAUAUUUGAAAACAAAGCCGCAAAACGUAUUAUAGUUUUACACCAUUAAAUUUCACUUGCUUUUCUAUAAGAGCUUUCAACUUUUUCAAAAGAUAUUAAUUAGGAUACUGAUGCAAAAAUUUCGUGCACGAACUUAAAAAAUUUAUAUGUCACCGUGACAACCUAUAAAACAUAUGUAUCUUAUGUUACUACUAUAAGCCACAACCUAUAAAAGUGUACUCAUGGUAUCUUAUGUUACUACUAUAAGCCACAACCUGUAAAAGUGUACUCAUGGUGUAAAUAACACAGUGAAGGUUAUUGUAUCAAAUCCAAUGUCAGAAACCGGACUUUACAUAUUCAAUGAAUAAAGAUAGAUGAAGUCUUUUUUUCUUUGAACACCAAAAUAUAUGAAGUCUAAUAUCUAAAUUCACAUGGCACUAAAAUCUUUAUAAUUGUAUACUAUGAACAACAUAUACAAUAUAAAACUACAUACAAAAAAAAAACAAAAAAAUACAGAUGAAAGAAAAAAUAGAUUGAAUAUAUAAAAUACUUAUAUAUCAAAGAUAAGAUCCUACUGUAGACACAUUAGUCCUAUUUCAACUAAUGUACAGGGAAAGAUAAUCAAACUCAUACGAAGAUAACGAUGUGCUUCACUCAGCUAAAACUAACAACGAGAAAGAGUAUAAUUAAAUUAGUACAAAUGUUAGAAAACACGUAUGAUAAAAAAUACAAACAAAAACAUAUAGAAAAUCUCAGAAAAAAAACAGAUCAAAAUAUUUAAAAUGUCAAAAUUAAGCUAAAUAAAUAUAAAACCGUAAUUCAUUUAAUAAUAAAACAUGCGAACCCGGCGCGUAGCGCCGGAAUACCACUAGUGAUAGUUAUAAACUUAUAAUGUUUGAUAAUGUUCUCUCCCAUAGUUUGCUACUAGUUUCAUCUACGUUAGAGCUUAUCUUUAUGGUACGUACAUGAUAUUCAUUAGUUUCAAAACUCAAAAGUUAAAUAGUCUAGUAUAAGGCCAUCAUUAGUAUCUAGUUGAAGUUUUCAGUUAUUCUCUCUGAUGAGUCUACAACUCUACAACUCUACAACGUGUUUCGUAACUACAAGUUGUUUGCGAUACUAUCAGCAGUGACGGUAACGAUCUCUUCAAACAGAGAAACAGAGGCAAACUAUCAUGGGAAACUCUCGUAAAACUCUUAACUUUUUGUUUAUCAUCAACAGUAUCUUCUUCAUUGUCAGUGAUCUUCCUCGGAUUGCCUUGAUUCUCUUCCCAAUCGAAAGGAAUCAAAGAACGUUCGGAGAAGUUUAUUUUUGCCUCCUCCUUGUACCACUCUGUGGUUCUUCGUGGGCUUAUUGGUGCGCUUAAGAAGCAGCCAGUGAAUUUUCUUUGCGAAGAUGGAGCAGCUAAGCUCAUCACUUCCAUUUUUUCUUUUUCUGUCUUUCUGAAAACUGUUUGAUUUGCGAUGAGUUCUGAGAUGUCUCAAGGUCAAUGAGAAGAAGAGAACUAAUGAAGACUGCAUUUUCACUACCCACGGGCCGGACCGCAAAUUCCUAUGUAGCAAGCGGGGCAGGUUUGGGUAGAGGUUUGGGAACCGCGGGUUACGGCGGGCUGACCCGCAAAGAUCUGCCAGAGAUAGAGACCGCAGCGGGGCAGGCCACGGCGGGGCGGGUUGUCCCAAUUGCCAUUCCUAAUGAAGAUUGCAAUUUGCAAUCUUCAUCAAAUGUUUCACCUCCCUCAUUUAGUACUGUUAAAAUAAUCCAUUCAAAAGAAAUGAUUCAGUCACAUGACAGAAAAUGGUCCUUUAAAAAAUUAACAUUUAAAAGUCCACAAACAAGUUAAUAGUUACAAGUAAAUAUUCACCUGGGGUAAAAGUAUAGCGUGGAACAACUUCUUCAAACUACGUUGACUUAUCGCUAAAGCCAAGCUGUCUAGAAUGUUUAAACGGGAGCUCAUUUACCUGUCUAAAGAUAUAAGCUCAGACAAUGAAGGAUAAGACCAAACUAGACCCAAAUAAUAUGAAAUAUGAAACUUCGGCGUUUCAGAGGCUUAAGCUGGAGUCAAAAAAUCAAAAUCCCCUAAAUCAGAAAACCCUAAUCAGGAUAGUUUUUUGAGUAUUUGAGUCGUUUUAACCAAUAUCAUAUUAGUAAGCUCACUAUCCCUCAAGUUCAGUAUUCUCUGGUCGAUUAUCAUCUCUCAUCAAUAUAACAAAUAGGAAGAUUUUUGUAAGUGGGGUUAUUCAUUUUAUUCUGAAAUUUGACAAAUUUAAAAGCUAUUAAAAUAACAAUAUGAGCUAUUUUAUAGUUUUCAAAAUUUUAUGAUGAUUUUGUGUAAAAUAUGUCAUGUUUUGUAGACUUGUGUCCUUUUCUAUAUGAGAUUACAAUAUUUUUUUUAUCAUUAGAGUAGAUUAACUGUAAAAAAUAAUGGCAUGCAUUUUAAUCCAAUCAUAACAUGCCAAAAUGUCUUUUUGAUUGGAAUCCACCAGGCCGUUUUACGGUUUGUAUUGACAGUCAGUUUGACUAGCGACUGCAAAACCCAAUUUUUUUUCUUCAUGUUAUUAUGUAUAACCAUUGUACAAAUCAAUAGUGUACAAGAGGUUGACGAUUAUUUGUUUGAAUUUGAUCAAUAAAAUGUUUUAUUUUGGGCUAUGCUUAUUAGGAUUUUUAUAUUAAAAUGAACAUGUUUAUUUUGAACAUAAGGAGGCACAAAUUUCUCCAAUCACUCCAUGAAGAUCACAAUAAUUUCUUCAGUUUAUGAAUACAAGCUUUCUUUUUGUCUAAUUUUUACCAUAUUUAUUUAUUCUUUGUUUCUGAUAUGUUAUAGUUUUUUAUAUUACAUAAUAUUAUUAUGAUUUAUUUUGGAAUUUACAAUUUAUUUUAAAAUCACAACUUGUUUAUGACAUUUAAUUAACGAAUUAUGUUUCAAGUGUCAUUUGCUUUUCAUAUUAUAAAAUUUAGUAUAAAACACACAAACUUUUUAUUAUGAGUAAUCGCGAUUGAUAUUUGUUUCACGUUUCACCCAAUACAAACUAAUUUCAGUUAAAAAGUUAUGUAAAUAUUGUAUUGUUUAAUGAGAAAUAUGAUUUUAUUUUAUUUUGACAAAAAUGAUUAAUUUUAAUUAAAUUUGUACUUUUAGAUAGAUGAUUAUUUAACAAUAUAUAUAACUAUUACUUUUAUGUGUAUAAUUGUAUAUCAGAUAUCUGAAUACUUACUCGAUCUUCGAUUUGGUUUUACUUUGAUUUUAGUUUUCACAAGUAUAAGGAAAUAAAACCAUUCGACUAUGUGUAUGUGUGUUCCAGUUCGGUUUUUCAUGUUAUGCAGUGAAUCUCGAAGCAAAUGUGUUAGUUUUGAGUUCAUGAUAGUUAGUAACUGGAAAAAUUAAAUCAGUCUAGAGAUAGAAAGUCUCCACGGAAAUGGAGAGGAAAUUUUGCAUAGGAUUAUACUAACAUGUAUGAUUUUUUUUGUUUAUACUAAUAAAUCAACAUCAAAUGGGAUCUCAACAAAACAUGUUUAUCUUGUCAAAACGAAUAUGAUCUAUUGCCAAGAGUCAUCACCAAUGCACUCAGACAUGUUAAUCCCAAGUAUCUUCUCAAUCACAUGUAUUUAUGUGGUGAAAGUUAUCCGUUAUAUGAUAAACCUAAAGUUGCCUUCAGAUAUGCACCCAAAAGAUAUUGAUUGUGCGAAAAUUGUUCUAUUUUAGCUGAUUCUAUUCGAUAUAUUUUAAAGAAAAUUUAUGUACAUCGUUUGAAGAAAAAAGAUGAGACUCCUGCUCUUACACUAGUUAUAGUGACAAAUGUCAAAAUGUUCUCAACAAGAUGUCACCGUCAUAGAUCUAUGAAACAAAUGAAAAACUAUAUUGUUAGCUCAACUUCAAUGAGCAAGCUCAAACUUCCAGAUAGGCUUCCAUGUUGCAUGGCUUGUGUCAAACUUGGUUUGUGGAAGGUACCUAUACAUACAAAACAUUUAUUUGAGAAGAGAUGGAAGAAGGAAAUGCUUUUUGGGAGGUUCAACUUGAUAAUUGAUGAUUUGUGAAUUUUAAUAGAUUAGUUUGAUGGUCUAAAAACUAGUGGGUCUGUUCUUUUGUGUAAGAAGUAAUAGAUUUGUGUUGGUUUAGUUAAUGAACCUUUUGUGAGUUAAAAAAAAAAUCUAGGCCAAAUCAGGAUUUAAUCUCUUUUAGUCUUCUAAGCAUACAAAAAAAUCUCAAACAGUCUCUUCUAUUCUGUGUGGACCUCUUAUACAUAAAAUUACGAUCUAACCAACUUAUAAUAAAAAUAUUAAUUAAAACCCAAAAAUAUGUUAGUGAAUGUUUUCUUCUUCAUCCUCCAUGAAAUCUCAAAAGCAAGUUGUAGUUUCUAAACUGUUUCUUUAGAAUUUUUUGUCGUUGAAAUAUCUUUAGAUUGUUUCAUUGUUUCUUUUGAUUUUUAUUUUUAUGUGUUGUUGUAAAUUUUCCAUUAGACGCACAAUUUUUUUAUUUAUUUAAUUUAUAUUUUCAGUUGAGAUAACUUCGUAGAUUUAAUUUAAUUUAUGCGGAUAAGAUUUUCUACCGAAAAGAAAAUCAUCUUCUCGGAGAAUGAUUAUGGUAGUUGGAGAUACUUCUGGAUGAGUCAACUCGGUAGUGAACUCUUGGGAGAAGAAAGAAUCGCCGAAUUGGGUUUUCGAUGUUGAUCAUUCUCCAAGUAGAAACGAAGACAAUGCUCAUAAUUUUCCGAGAUAACAGUAUAAAAGAAAAACAGUUAAUAAAAAACAAAUAUUUUAAAUUAAUUAAAGGGUUAAUUUGUGUACUAGCCAAUUUUGAGAGCAAAAUUAAGAAUAUGGCAUUGAUGUUGACAUAAUUAGUUCUCCUAUCAUUUUCUUCUCUUUCUUCCGGUUUUCUCCUUUUUCUAAGACGGUAGACGGUGAUAACACAUAAAGAUCAUGUGUCACUAAAUGAAAAAAUAAAAUAAAAAGAGUUGUUACAGUGAUGGUGUUUAUGGCAUAGGCGAUGAUGGUGUUUACGGUGGUGGUGACCAUGGUAGUAGUUACAGAGGAAGAGGAAGUUACGGUCAUAGAUAUGGAAGAAACAAUGACUUUUUUUGUAGCAGUAGAUACUGUUGUUAUGCCGUGGUGGUCGUCGUUGUGGCAAAAGAAAAAAAUUUGUCGUAGAUGGAGACAAAGUAAUGGCCUUUUACAGCAUAGAUUACAAAAUGGUAUGGAACAAACUAAAUGGAAUGAAAACUAAAUAGAAUGGAAACUAAAUAGAUAUGGAAGAAACAAUGAAAUUAUCAAAUAGCGGGGCAUCAGAUAAUGUUUAUCCUAACAUCAACCCCUUUCAUAAACUAAACCCAAAAUAGUAAUCACUAAACCCUAAAAGGUAAAUAUAAACCCUAACCCAAAUAUCAAAAUAUGUAAAUAGUACAUAGUAUGAAAUAUUAUUAAAAUAGAAUAGCAAUAAACAAAAUAUCAUAUAGUAUUUCAACUGAUCUAAACAUAAAUCGAUGAUGUGAAGAAGAGAAUCGAAGGCGUCUCGACCAUAACACCGUUGUGGUCUAUAAAGUUUAGAAGUAGAAACGUAGCAUAAAAACGAUAUAUGAAGCAGAGAGUCAGAGACGAUGUAUGGUGGUGAUGGAAGAAGAGCCGUGGUGGUUGGUAACUGAAGAAGAAGAAGAAGGUAUUUUAAUAUUUCAUUAACCGGAUACGAAGGGUAAUAUAGUAUAUAUUAUAGAAGUAAUGGAUGUACUUUUUUUUUGGUUAGAUAUUGAAUUAUGCUUUAUUUUGUAGUUAUCCAACCUAAUUUCCCUUAAUUAAAUACUAUAAAUGGAAGAAAAUUAGGGUAAACCACUUUGAGUGUGAGGCUGUGAGCACUUGAGCAGCAGAGGGAAUUAAAAAAUGGAGAUGCGGGGGAUCGAACCCCGUGCCUCUCGCAUGCAAAGCGAGCGCUCUACCAUUUGAGCUACAUCCCCAAUUGAUAUAUUAUGUCCAACCGUUCAAAAUAUUAUAUUACGUACAUACGACGUCAUAAAGGAGCUAAAAGUUCGUUAAGUUAGUUAUAAAUAAUUGCAGGAAAAGCCAAGAAUUGCGCAGACACUUAGACACCUCGGAUCUAAAGGUUGAGAUUCAGUCUUCUUCCGCCAUUCGCGAACCAUCUUCAAACCUCUUAUUAUAUACUUACUUCUCCCCUCUUUGCCGACACCACAGAAACCAAGAUCUCUGUUUCCGACACAUUAUCGUGACAAAAGAUGUCGUCAGGAUCCGACAAAGAAAGAGAGACAUUCGUCUACACGGCUAAGCUCUCCGAACAAGCCGAGCGUUACGACGAGAUGGUUGAGACGAUGAAGAAAGUGGCGAAAGUGGACAGCGAGCUGACGGUGGAGGAGAGGAACCUGUUGUCGGUUGGGUACAAGAACGUGAUCGGAGCAAGACGGGCUUCGUGGAGGAUAAUGUCGUCGAUCGAGCAGAAGGAAGAGUCUAAAGGCAACGAGACGAACGUGAAACACAUCAAGGGUUAUCGCCAAAAGGUGGAAGACGAGCUCGCUGAUAUAUGUAAAGACAUUCUUUCCAUCAUCGAUCAGCAUCUUAUCCCUCACGCUACCUCAGGAGAAGCCACUGUUUUCUAUUACAAGAUGAAAGGAGAUUAUUACCGUUACUUGGCUGAGUUUAAGACCGAGCAAGAGAGGAAGGAAGCCUCUGAACAGUCGCUCAAAGGCUAUGAGGCUGCAACACAAGCUGCAAGCACUGAUCUUCCUUCGACGCACCCGAUUCGUCUUGGUCUUGCUCUUAACUUCUCUGUUUUCUACUAUGAGAUCAUGAACUCUCCUGAAAGAGCUUGCCAUUUGGCCAAGCAAGCCUUUGAUGAGGCGAUUGCGGAGUUGGAUACGCUGAGUGAGGAGUCUUACAAGGACAGCACUUUGAUCAUGCAGCUCCUUAGAGACAAUCUCACCCUCUGGACUUCUGAUCUUCCUGAGGAUGGAGGAGAAGACAACGUCAAGUCUGAUGAACCCAAUCAAGAACAUUGCAAGAUCAUAGAAGCCACUGAUAAAUGAUCAGAGGCUUUGGAAGUUGAAUGAGUUUAGAUUAAACUCCACAUCUUGGUUUCAUCAGGGAGAUGAGACAAAUGAAUUCAAAUUUUAUAUUGU
This is a messenger RNA of Brassica rapa (field mustard), 8723 nucleotides long. RefSeq names its product 14-3-3-like protein GF14 iota. NCBI's taxonomy places the organism in Eukaryota, Viridiplantae, Streptophyta, Magnoliopsida, Brassicales, Brassicaceae. The record is from RefSeq and is a predicted model, not a curated record.